Messenger RNA from Perkinsus marinus ATCC 50983, 595 nucleotides. RefSeq lists its product as hypothetical. NCBI's taxonomy places the organism in Eukaryota, Perkinsozoa, Perkinsida, Perkinsidae. The annotation marks the transcript as partial. Gene Ontology annotation, molecular function: protein binding. The transcript is spliced from 4 exons. The record is from RefSeq and is a predicted model, not a curated record.
AUGGAAAAGGAGCAGAAGCACCUCAGCGAUAGUGAGCUUCGGGAGCUGGAGCAUUUGAAGAGCGAGUUCGUGACCCAACGAAAGGCCCUAGCGGGUGCCGUCCGAGCUGAGCAGGGCCGAGGUGACUGUACCCCUGGUACUCCAUUCCAGCCUAGAGAGGGUUGGAUUAGAUUGGAGUACGUCGAUGAGGACGGUCAGACUAUGCCUUAUCAUCUCAACUGUGAGACUGGCGAGGUCCAGUGGGAGAUGCCGGAUGAAGCAUUGCAGAGUCGAGCUCGCGGCCUCUCCUUGAUUCCGGAGGAGCUCGAUACGUAUGAGCAGAAGGUGAAGGCCUAUAAGGAGGUCCAGAAAACUAAGGGCUUCCACUUACUCGAGGAUAACCGCUUCAAUGAGGCACGGUCUAGGAUGCCCUUGAGGAUGACCAACUUUGGCAGUCUGGUUUCUCUCUUCUGCUGGUGUGGAGCGAUAGUGGACACAGCUCUGGAAGUGGCGAAGAUAGAUACCACUGGUGAUCGUAACGCUGCUGUGAGAGAGGGCAUUAACCGUCAUUUGGUGGCCUCACCGGUGUCCUACGGCACUCCAGCUCUGCUUGAUA